This is a messenger RNA of Puccinia triticina, 552 nucleotides long. RefSeq lists its product as uncharacterized. Lineage: Eukaryota; Fungi; Basidiomycota; Pucciniomycetes; Pucciniales; Pucciniaceae. The transcript has 5 exons. The record is from RefSeq and is a predicted model, not a curated record. The coding region runs from base 1 to 552 and encodes 183 amino acids.
AUGACCAUCACUCACAUUAACAAUCUCGACCAACUCAACAAACUAAUCUCACUGCACAAGAACACUAUCAUCGUAAUCGACUUCCAUGCACAAUGGUGUGGACCUUGUCAUGCAAUCGCCGAUUUUUAUUCAUCACUGGCCAAUUCCAACAAAUCACUAACUUUUACGAAAUGUGAUGUUGACCAAGCAGCAGACGUUGCCAAAAAUUACCAAGUGACCGCCAUGCCUACAUUCAUCUUCCUGAAAGCGGGGGUGAAGGUCGAUCAAGUCAGAGGAGCCGACAGAGCCGGCUUGGAAAAACUAGUGAAAAAGUAUGCCGGACAAUCGUCAAUUCCAAGUGGUUCAACCUUCCAAGGGGCUGGCCAUAAAUUAGGCACCUCGUCAUCAUCAUCUGCUACCACUAGCACCUCCACAGCUGCGCGCACGGCUCCGAAUGUCCAAGCCAUUAAUACCCAGACUUUGUUUGACCGAUGGAACCAGUUAUCCGAUUAUCAUAAAUUGGGCAUCAUCUUAUUUUCUGUUUAUCUCUUCUCAGUCUACAACUCCUCAUAG